AUGCCUUCGUUCGCAGCAUUCUCGCCAACGACAUUGGCAGACGUUCUGCCGCGAUCGCAAAUCGUUCGGCAUGACAUCCGCCCGUUGUGGAACUGCCCACGCAUCAGUGGACGUGCCUUCACCGUCCAUAUUCCCCCCGGAGACAAUUUAAUGUUGCAUGUUGCCAUGUACGAAGCACCGCCGGGAUCUGUUGUCGUGGUGCAGUCAGGCGAUGUGAGCUUUGCUGCGAUAGGAGGCAACGUGGCGCGCGUUGCAAAGGAACGUGGGAUUGCAGGCUUGGUGUUGGAUGGAGUCGUGCGAGAUAUUGCAGAGAUUCGCGCGCUCAAGUUUCCUGUGUUUGCCCGAGGCAUUGUUCCGUUUCCAGGCACGAAGACGUGUCGUGGCACGUUGAAUGAACUUGUGGUGUGCGGUGAUGUGGCUGUGUCAGCGGGGGAUGUUGUCGUCGCAGAUGAGGAAGGCAUCGUCGUCGUCCCAGCAUCACAUGAACGAGAGUUCUUUCAAGCGGCUGUUGCGCGCCAGCACAAGGAGCACACCGAAGACUUCGAAGCGUGGAAGAAGAGCCACCGCGCACGACUGCAAGAUGCGUACUAUUGUCAUUUUGAGCACUAGAGUGACUCGUCGACUCAUUAUGACGCUCGCCACUCGAGGUUCCAGACCUCUUCACGGAGCUAGUCGCAGUGAAUACUAGAGCUACUUGUCCUCAA
Aphanomyces invadans is the source of this 704-nucleotide messenger RNA. RefSeq lists its product as hypothetical. NCBI's taxonomy places the organism in Eukaryota, Oomycota, Saprolegniomycetes, Saprolegniales, Verrucalvaceae. The transcript has 2 exons. The coding region runs from base 1 to 609 and encodes 202 amino acids. The record is from RefSeq and is a predicted model, not a curated record.